GAUUAUUUCCACGAGUAUACUUACUUACACUAAUAAAAAAGUAAUAACUACUUAAAUUAGCUGUGAAAUCCUAAGUUGGAAAAUGAUAUUAGCCGUUGCUCUUGCAUUGGUCUUCACAUUUGGUGCCACAUUCAUGUCCACUGAAGAGCCGCUUAUUGAGCACUGGAAAUAUGACCGAGAAAGCCGCCGAAAGAUUCUUCAUGAAAAACUUUCCAAAGCCUUGGCUGAAGAGGACGCUAAGCGUGAGAAACCAUGUACAGCGACCAACUGGUCUCUGGAAUAUUUUAUAGAUAGAUAUUUGGCCGAAACCCAUCAUUCUCUGUACAGGCCACCCGAUAACGAGACCAUCGACAACCUUAUAGAAAAUAACGAUCGGGCGCUCUUCCAUCCCUACGUCUUUGAAGAUUAUUUCAAAAAAUAUGACAUAGAUGAAAAUAAGGAACUUGAAAAGAACGUCAUUAAGACUCCAGACGAUUGGAAGUUUACAGACUUCAUAGAAAAAUAUGAGGCAACGACGGUAUGGGAACAGAUCAAUCAAGAAGCGCUGAUCGUGGGACGCAACAAUACACAUGAUAUUAAAUUUUUCUCAUUAACGAAAGGCUUGGAUUCGACAGACGAGCUGCUAGGUCUCGAAGUUCCGCGUAGCGGUCGCCGGUGGUGGAACAACCAGUGGCCAGAACCGCAGGCUCCACACAACGGCAGCCUGAAAAACGGUGACCUAGAAACCGUCAUGUACCUCAUGAGACAAGCCAUCUACCACGCUAGGAACAGAAUGAAGGUCAUGCAGCAACUAAGAGAGGAAUAUAGGAUGACAGCGUUGUACAAGAUGGGAUACCUUUUUGGUAAAACUGAUUACUCAGGUAAAAUUUUCUCUUCUCUCGCAUUCAAAGCGUUCAGAGAUUGUUCGACGACGCGACAGAGAAUAUUUGGGUAUAAUCGUAUAUACAAAUUUUAUAUGGAUACAGCGUACAAUAUCGAGCGGUUGUUGGCCAGGUGGUUUGAUGUGGAUAUAAAUAAAGAUUUACUGACAUCUAACGAUCUAAUAGUUCGGCAAAUACUGUUAAAAGACAAGAAUUUAACUACGCCUGCGAUGGUUGUUCAGGCUUUUGACCAAAUGUUUAUUGAAUAAGAUGGUCUAUUCUCUAGCCGCGCAGACAUCAACACUUGCUAAGAU
Cydia strobilella is the source of this 1174-nucleotide messenger RNA. RefSeq lists its product as uncharacterized. The coding region runs from base 83 to 1129 and encodes 348 amino acids. Lineage: Eukaryota; Metazoa; Arthropoda; Insecta; Lepidoptera; Tortricidae. The transcript is spliced from 2 exons. The record is from RefSeq and is a predicted model, not a curated record.